CUUAUCGUUGAUUAUAUUUCACACUGGAAGUAGAACUUGGAGACAAGAUUUUCUCACUUUAAACAAUUUUGAUGGCAGAAAAAAGAAGGUCCUACAGUGUAAGGGAAGCAAUGGAGGAACUCAUGGGACCCGAUGGACAAAAAUGGGCCAGUAUGCAUCCAGAAGAACAAAUGUUAGCAGCUGCUACAGCAUUUACCCAUAUCUCUGCAAGGCAGGGUGAGGGAGAUAUCAGGAGAGAAGCCAAAUCUAUCCAAUAUGAUCCCUACAGUAAAGCUUCAGUAACCCCAGGGAAGCAACCUGCUCUUCAUGCGCAGCUACAGUACCCACGUGUAGAAAGUGAUGUCACUUCAGAAACAGUCUCAGAGGCCUCCCAAAGACUUGGAAAGCCAGUGAUGAAGAGAAAGGUGCUGCGUAGAAAGCCAGAUGGGGAAGUAUUAGUGACAGAUGAGUCAGUUAUCAGUGAAUCAGAAUCUCGUACAGAAAAUGAUCUGGAUCUCUGGGACUUAAGACAAAAGCUGAUGAAUCUGCAGCUCCAGGAAGACAGAGAAUCUCCAGUUGAUAUUUCUCAAGAAUUUAAUCUACCAUAUGAAUACCAAGGAAUUUCUCAAGAUCAGCUCAUUUGCUGUCUACAAAGAGAAGGAAUGGGCCCUCCAGCUUAUGAACAAGACCUGAUUGUUGCCAGCAGACCCAAGUCCUUUAUUCUCCCAAGGCUGGACCAGUUAAGCCGAAAUCGGGCCAAGGUGGACCGGGUAGCCCGAUAUUUUGAGUACAAACGGGACUGGGACUCAAUGCGGUUACCUGGUGAAGAUCAUAGGAAGGAAUUACGCUGGGGUGUCCGAGAGCAGAUGCUUUGUCGAGCAGAACCCCAAUCCAAGCCUCAGCGCAUAUAUGUUCCAAACAAUUACUUAGUGCCAACUGAGAAGAAAAGAUCUGCUCUCUGUUGGGGUAUUCGUUGUGACCUUGCAAAUGGUGUUAUGCCCAGGAAACUUCCCUUCCCUCCUCCUUAAUUCUUUUUUUGCCUGUCUCUCCUUUCACAGGAUUGCUUGGGAUAACCAGGUUAUCCCAAUGUUAUCCCAAUGUUCUUUUUAUGUCUCCUAUUAAAUAACAACCGACUUGAAAAGCCCAUAGAACAUUAGAGUAAGGACUCAACAUCGUUGGUCUUUCCAAGCUAUAUAUCACAUUGGUAUCAGAUACCAUUUAAGUUCCAAAUUACCACUCUCAAAUCCAGCAAUUGCAAGAGAAAUCAUGCCAGAGAAAGAAAAAUAGACCUACUUUUUCUAUUUUUUCAAAUUAAUAAGCACCGUUUCUGUUCUAUAACCUUUGGCCAAUGUAAGUUGCUGUGUUUUAAUGUAUGUUUUUAAAGUUGCUGGGCAUUAAGUUUAUCAAAGAAUUUUGGAAAUUUG
Messenger RNA from Galeopterus variegatus (Sunda flying lemur), 1403 nucleotides. It is a transcript of the gene HYLS1, whose product is annotated as hydrolethalus syndrome 1. Gene Ontology annotation, biological process: cilium assembly. NCBI's taxonomy places the organism in Eukaryota, Metazoa, Chordata, Mammalia, Dermoptera, Cynocephalidae. Gene Ontology annotation, cellular component: non-motile cilium; centriole. The record is from RefSeq and is a predicted model, not a curated record. Bases 72 to 1007 code for a protein of 311 amino acids. The transcript is spliced from 2 exons.